Molecule: messenger RNA, 408 nt
Organism: Cyphellophora europaea CBS 101466
Lineage: Eukaryota; Fungi; Ascomycota; Eurotiomycetes; Chaetothyriales; Cyphellophoraceae
Exons: 2
Coding region: 1-408 (135 amino acids)
Biological process (GO): translation
Cellular component (GO): ribosome; cytosolic large ribosomal subunit
Molecular function (GO): structural constituent of ribosome
Source: RefSeq, a predicted model, not a curated record
AUGAAGUUCCUUAAAGUCGGCCGUGUGGCUAUCAUCACCCGUGGACGAUAUGCUGGCAAGAAGGUCGUCAUCAUCCAGCCCGUCGACUCCGGCACCAAGGCGCACCCUUUCUCCUUCGCUCUAGUGGCUGGCAUCGAGCGCUAUCCAUCUAAAGUGACCCGCCGCAUGGGCAAGAAGCGAGUCGAGAAGCGGUCGAAAGUCAAGCCAUUCAUUAAGCAGAUCAACUACAACCACAUCAUGCCCACGCGCUACACUCUCGAACUCGAGGGCCUGAAGAACGUCAUCAACAACGACACAUUCAAGGAGAUCAGCCAGCGGGAAGAUGCGAAGAAGCAGGUCAAGAAGGCGCUUGAGGAGAGAUACCUGUCGGGCAAGAACAAGUGGUUCUUCCAGCCUUUGAGAUUCUAG